This is a messenger RNA of Batrachochytrium dendrobatidis JAM81, 1293 nucleotides long. RefSeq lists its product as uncharacterized. The record is from RefSeq and is a predicted model, not a curated record. Gene Ontology annotation, cellular component: membrane. The transcript is spliced from 3 exons. NCBI's taxonomy places the organism in Eukaryota, Fungi, Chytridiomycota, Chytridiomycetes, Rhizophydiales. Bases 1 to 1293 code for a protein of 430 amino acids.
AUGCCAGUAUACCAUAAGACUGCAUCUCAAAAAUCACUCCUUCAUCAUCGCAAUCUAGUCGACCAUAGUCCAUCGCAUCCCAAUUCAUCCAUAAACCCGUUACCCGCUCAAGACCUAAAUCUCCAGUCUACAACAACUUUAAACUUGCCUAAACAAAAAGUAUCGCCAGUUCCUAAUAUGAGCGAUACUGAUUCUUCAUAUGUAGCUUAUGGAUCCAGGUCAGCGUCGAAUGCAGGUGGAUGGUUGCUACUUGACCCAGAAAACACUCAGGAUGCAACCUCGACAAAUAUUUUCAAUUCAAAACUCCCACUUGCAAACGACCAAGACCAAGACAGCAAUCACCCGCAGGAAGAUGCUCAGAACCUAGGCAAUGAGCGAGACAAGCACUUGGAAGACGAACCCAUUAUUACUCGGGCUCUACUAAUCAACAUUGCUAUUGUGGCGUGCAUUGUUGGCAUAGCUGCACUUAUUGUUUGGCAACUUCGGCUUACAAGAUACAUGCAUGUCAUUCUGCUUUGGGCAAAAGAACAUCCAACUCCUGGCCUUGUUGUGCUCAUGAUGCUUAUUGCCAUUCUUACGGUUACAUCCAUUCCUGGUGUGGGGAUUCUACAAGUCGCUAUUGGGUUCCUAUAUCAACCAUUCCCACUUGCUCUACUCUUCAGUUUUAUCUCCAUCAAUGUCGGUGCUGCUGUAGCAACCAUCAUUGGAAAGGGGUUCUUGCGGAGCAGAGUCGAAAGCAAAAUUAAAUCCAACUCGAGAUUGAGAAAUGCAAAAAUUGCCAUCGAGUCGGAUGGACCACUCAUGACAAUAAUGCUAAGGUGUGCACUGCCUUUUUCUAUUGGCAGCUACAUGUUUGCGACAAUCGAUGCCAAUCCCAGGGCAUACAUCAUCGGGACUAUUUUCAGCGGACUGUUGCACGCAAUUCCAGACACGUUCAUUGGCACUAUAUUAAAUGAUUUCCUUGAUCCAGCAGGCUCAGAAAAUGAGGACAAACGACCCAAAUAUCUAGUUUUUCUCGUCAUGGGAGUCUUUGACAUUCUCAUCAUCACAUUUGUAGCUUGCUUCGCCAGCAGAGCUAUCCGACGAGUCGACGAUGAACAGCGUAAAGGCACAUUGGGUGUAAAAAUAGAUGACAUAGAGCAGUCGGAUACAGAUGUGCUGGUAGUUGAGCAGGAUUUGAAUCCAGGAUUUUCCAGAUUUGAAAAAUGGUGUAUGGUUGCAGCAUGCGUAGUAAGCGUAUUGGCUUUGUCGUGUGGUGUUCCUUUCAUAUGGCUCUACUUGGGAAACCCGUGA